ACGAGAGUGCAUGAAAUCGCUAUCUCUGCAGCCUCCGUUGAACUGUGUUCAAAGUACGUCCGUGUAGGGUACUAGUGCUCUCCGAACAGUCGCUCUUGUUCUCUGUAAUCACCUUUUUUUUGGUGGGGGGGAAAACGACAGAAACGGUUUCAGGGAUGAAGCUGGUGAAAACUCAAAGGACAGAGUUCCUGGAGAAUAUCAGUGUUCUGCAGUGGAUAUGGAGCUUCCUUCUGUUAGGUCCGGUUUGUAUUGGAUUGAUGGUGUACCUUCUGUUGACUUCUCUGUGGCCGCUGCCUGUUCUCUACCUCGUCUGGCAGUUGACGGACUGGCACACACCUGAAAGAGGAGGCAGGAGAAGUUCUUUUGUGAGAAACUGGAAAGUGUGGAAUCACGUUAGGGACUACUUCCCCAUGAAGUUAGUGAAGACGGCGGAGUUGAACCCGAACGAGAACUACAUCUUAGGGUGUCACCCUCAUGGGGUGUUGAGUAUCGGAGCCUUUGCCUCUUUUAGCACCGAGGCCUGUGGAUUUAUGGACCUCUUUCCUGGGGUGCGCUCCUGCCUCUGCAUCCUGGGGGGCCUUUUUAAGAUCCCCCUCUACAGGGAAUAUGCCAUGGCCACAGGUUGUUGUCCAGUCAGCAAGCCCAGUCUCAAACACCUUCUGUCUCAUAGUGGACAAGGCAAUGCGGUGGUGAUUGUGAUAGGGGGCGCUGCUGAGUCGCUGUUGAGCCUGCCUGGGGUCAACACUGUGGUUAUGAAACAGAGGAAAGGCUUCGUCCGGGUGGCCCUGGAGUUUGGGGCUAACCUGGUGCCCGUCUACUCGUAUGGGGAGAACAAUAUUUUCCGCCAGGUGAUCUUCUCAGAGGGGAGUGUGGGCUGGAGGUUACAGCAACUCUUUAAGAAGAUCAUGGGCUUUUCCCCUUGUCUGUUUGUAGGUGAAUGCUGGUUCUGGUUGCCUUACCACUGCCCGGUCACCACUGUAGUGGGUAGUCCUAUCCCAGUGCCAAAGAGGCCUUCUCCCACUCAGGAGGAGGUGGACCACUAUCAUGGCCUCUACAUGGAAUCCCUGGUCAAACUCUUCAAUGAACACAAGGCCAGCUGUGGACUGUCAGACAGCCACGAGCUGCAGAUCGUAUAGACCAGUCGUUUAGACUGCUGCCACGAGGACAAUGUGAAUGACACCGUAGCCUAUUGAUCUCCACACUCUGAGACUACUUGAAUAAACACAUUCCCACUAGAGGAUCUGAUCCAGACAUGUCAACCAUCAUUGAUCCUUGGAUUUACCCAAAGCUGCCUGGCUACUAGCUUUUUUACUGAAAACUAGAAUCUCACGUCAUUUGGUCAGAUGCUGUUUCCGUAGUCUGUCCAGGAGAUAUUACUUUAAGAAUGACUACAAUGGAAUAGUGCAUGUGCUUAAUAUGUAGCAAUAAUUUAACCAUCAUUAAACCAUUAUUUAACAGGUUCAAAUUCAGCUCAUUCUCCAUUUCAUAAAAAAAACAGUGAUUGAUUGUGUGACUUUGGGUUUAUUUAGAAACACUGGGCCGACAUGUUGAGUAGAAUCAAUUUUCUUAAUUAAGAGUGUGAACACAGUCUGCCUACCCAGACCCAAAGAUCAGCUAACUGAAACACACACACACACACACACACACAAACACUCACACACACACACACACUUCAAUAUUAUAAAGAGGUGUUUGAGCUGCCAGUCCAAAAGGAUGGACACUCUCAACACGAUGAAACACACCCGUCCGUUCAUGUUCGAUUUGGACUCUGUCACCGUUUAUCUUUUAAAAGCGAUAACCCAUCAGUGUGUCAAAGUGUUACGAGAGUGGAUGAAAUCGCUAUCUCUGCAGCCGCCGUUGAACUGUGAUCAAAGUACGACAAUGCAGGGUAAAAUUGCACACGCAAUUAUUGAAAUAUAAAACAAAAUCCUUGUCACCUGAUCCAUCAUUACAAUGUGUUUUAAAUCAUUGUUUGGUCUCACCAUCUUUAAUUUACUGUUAAACAGCUGUAGUUUUUGUCUUUGGCUGUUCUAGAUUUCCACUGAGGGUUUUGUUGCACGUCUUGUUCUCCUCCAAUAGUUUCCAGUUAUGUAAAUGUCCUCCGUGUGUAUGACUUAGAUACCUUUUAGCCAACCAGUUUAAACCAGUUCCAUUCAUAGUAACAAUUUGUGGCCUACAGAUUACUCAUUUACACAACACAGUAACCAUUUACACAACACAGUAACACAAUGCUGGAAAAUUCAUAAAACACUCCCAACACCUCAGCAAUGCAAAAUGUAUCGUUUUUAUAUCAAAUUUAUUAGUCUCGUUGAACCAGAUAUAUCAUCUCACGGUUAGCAGUCAUUCUCUAAGUUCUUUAAUCUAUGGCAAGAGUAUGUACUUUAUAUAUAUAUAGUCCUUCACAUCCAGAAAUGUGUUGAUAUGAGGGACAUGUUGCUGUUUAAGAUUAAAGUCUAAUACAGUCAUUCUGAUUAGUGUGAUAUCUAUUAACAUGUUACAUAUAAUGGAUAAAUCCUAAUAAAGAUUAGCCUCAUUCACUGUUUUCAACACAUCUGC
Molecule: messenger RNA, 2556 nt
Organism: Oncorhynchus masou masou (cherry salmon)
Lineage: Eukaryota; Metazoa; Chordata; Actinopteri; Salmoniformes; Salmonidae
Product: diacylglycerol O-acyltransferase 2-like
Exons: 1
Coding region: 156-1136 (326 amino acids)
Biological process (GO): triglyceride biosynthetic process
Cellular component (GO): endoplasmic reticulum membrane
Molecular function (GO): diacylglycerol O-acyltransferase activity
Source: RefSeq, a predicted model, not a curated record